GCUGCCUUACAGGAAAGGUUAUUAAAACAGACAAAGAUCGGCACAGCUUGCAGACGCCACACAGCUCGUCUUCUUCACUUUGCUAAACUGGACGGAAGGACUGCAGGACUGCAGGACUAUGUCUUCUAAAAGGAAGAUUGUAGUUGUUAUCCUGGGAAGAGAUGAAGUCUUGAAGAAAGCCCUAAUAACCAACAUCCUGGGAAAAGAUUUAUCUAAACUAAAUAAAAGACAAGCUUUGAAAAAAAUUGAGAUUUAUGUAAAUGAUAUAUAUGAAGUCAUGUUUACACCAGACUUGUAUGCAGAAUUUAAGGACAUACAAGACUUGUUGUGUAUUAAUCGAUAUCCUGACAUGUGUUUGCUGGUGGUAGAACAUGGCUUUUCAGCAGACGAUGUUCGGAAGCAGAUAGAACAUCUGAGCAAUAAGACUGAAAAACCUACAGAAGAAUUUAUGGUUUUGCUUCCACUCAGCUAUAAACCCACAGAUUAUCCGUUCAUAUCCUGCACCAUGGAACAGGUUUUCUGUGAACUCGACAGACUUGCUGAAGGCAGAAAUCUGAUGCUAACCAAAACAAAUGAGGUCAGAGACCAGAGACGGGAGAGUGCGCAGACAGCUGGAAAGCCAGCGGAUGUGUGUGCCGAACCAGGAAAACAGCCUAUAAGUGAAAAAUCAAUCAAAACCAUUAAGCAACCACAGGAACAGAGUGUCAGGUCACGGCCCUUUGUACCUCUUCCACGUUUGUCAGAACCACGCACUGUGACAGGAAUGCCAGGAAUCAAUACAAUACAACACUUCAAUACAGGAAAGCGUACCAGCAACAAAGUGAACCUUGUUCUCCUGGGAAUGUCUGGCACUGGAAAGAGUGCCAGUGGGAACACCAUCCUUGGAAAGCCAGUCUUCUCCUCUAGACCCAGUUCACAGCCAGUCACCAGAGAGUGUGAGAUAGCAGAAACAGAGAUAAAUGGCAAACAUGUGCGUGUGAUAGAUACUCCAGACAUGUUUGAUGAUGACAUUGAAGAAUCAGUUAAGAACAAAUAUCUAAAACGGUGCAAAGAGCUCUGUGAGUUACACCCUUGUGUGUUUGUACUUGUGAUGCAUAUAAGCAGAUUUACAGAUGGUGAGAGAAACAUACUGAAAAAACUGGAAAAAGCUUUUGGGAGGAAUGUUAAAGAACAAACUGUCAUCCUGUUCACUAAAGGAGAUGAUUUGCAUCAUGCUGGAAAAACGCUGGCUGAUUUUCUGCAUAGUUGCCAACCUGAUCUGAAGGAAAUGAUUCAACAGUUGGGCAACAGGUGUGUUCUCUUUGAGAAUAACAGAUCAGGUUCAGCUCAGGUGGAAAAGCUGCUGGACACAGUGAUCAUGGUGUUAGAAAAACAGCAGAAAUGAUAAUGUCAUGUAUCGGAUCAAUUUCAGUGUAAAGAUAUAAAAAAUUAUAAAAACGGGGUUUAUUAUUUGUGUAUUAUGCAAGAGUCUACCUGAAAAUAUAAAGCGCCUUGAGGCAACUGAUGCUGUGAUUUGGAGCUGUAUAAAACUGAGUGGAACUAAAUCAAACUGAAAAAGGUUUGACCAUGACAUUAUUUGAUGUAUUAAACAAGUAGAUCUUAUAAAUCCCAUAAAUCUUAUAAUUUUCAUUUUUAAGGCUUUAUUUCACUUUUUUCCUACAAAUCAGCAAAUGAAAGAGUGAUGGAUUUAAAAAUUAUGUUGGGUUUUCUGUAAUUGUUGUUUGUGAAUCUUGGUCAGAUUAAUCAACCUCAUUUUGUAAAGUGUAACAGUAACAAAUUAUUGCUGAAUUCAAUAAAACGAAGUUAA
This is a messenger RNA of Oreochromis aureus, 1807 nucleotides long. RefSeq names its product GTPase IMAP family member 6-like. The transcript has 5 exons. The coding region runs from base 119 to 1384 and encodes 421 amino acids. The record is from RefSeq and is a predicted model, not a curated record. Lineage: Eukaryota; Metazoa; Chordata; Actinopteri; Cichliformes; Cichlidae. Gene Ontology annotation, molecular function: GTP binding.